This is a messenger RNA of Perkinsus marinus ATCC 50983, 2499 nucleotides long. Its product is annotated as nucleolar complex protein, putative. The record is from RefSeq and is a predicted model, not a curated record. NCBI's taxonomy places the organism in Eukaryota, Perkinsozoa, Perkinsida, Perkinsidae. The coding region runs from base 1 to 2499 and encodes 832 amino acids. The transcript is spliced from 12 exons. Gene Ontology annotation, molecular function: protein binding; metallopeptidase activity. Gene Ontology annotation, cellular component: small-subunit processome; nucleolus; COP9 signalosome. Gene Ontology annotation, biological process: ribosome biogenesis; protein deneddylation.
AUGCCUGCUGCUCCUCCUAAUAAGCAGACUAAGGAGCUCACAAAGGCGGAUAUAGACACUAUAGUGGCGAAGGGCGACCUCCGAGCCGCCAGACGGCUUCUUGCUAUCGAAGGGGAUGUGCCCUUGUCUACAGUGGCCACUAGGCUCAAGGCGGCUCUGAGGACAUGUUGCGUGUAUAAAGUGAAGGCCGGUGGGCUGGUCUAUACUAAACAUAGCAGUGACGCCUCCUUGGACCAGUACUGGAGGGCUUUGCAGUCUAUGCUGGAACAGCUGCUACAGUCGCAGUCCGAGCAGGCCAUCACGUUGGGCAGCCGACUCAUGGUGGAAGCCAUCAAAUCUGAGCGCGAUAUAGCACAGAGCUUCCCUACGGAGGUUUUACAGUCAACUCUACUGUCAAUUAUCGUUAACGUCUAUGACCCCGACUAUGCGGCUGCUGUCUUCAUUGGGGAGCUCGCCAACACACACUGGGAUGUCUACACUCGAGUACUGUCCUACCUGAGGUUGGUAUGCACCGCAUUGGCUGGAGUCGAGACUAGCAAUACUCGACCUGUAAUAGCAGCAGUGGAGGCCUCUGGUGUGGACCAGGAGGAGAUUCUAGAGAGGAUCUAUACGCUGUUGGAGGCCUAUGCCCCUCCAUCCAAAGGCAUAUGCCAGACUGAGCCUCUCGAUACGGCGGGCAAGGCGGCCUGCAAGGGUGUUGUCAGCUUACGGAAGGCGUUCCAGGAGGCGUGGUUGGCAUUCCUCCGUUUGGACCUGUCAUCGGACCUCAUGCGUUUGGUCUUGCGUCACUUGCCUAGUAAUGUGCUCCCUUACCUACCCUCACCACAGUACUUGGGUGACUUCUACUUCAAGGUAGAGGAUACCACCAACAGUGUGCUGGCCCUAAGUGGUUUGUUCUACCUCCUCACCCAAGCUAAUAUUGGAGAUCCAUCGUACAUAGACAAUAGUCUAUCAGCCUUCUACUCGCGACUCUACGCCCUGCUCACGCCAGCUACACUCGUCUUACCGUACCGUCAUCGUUUCCUUCGACUGCUGCUCUUGGCUUUAAAGUCGCCCAUGCUACCCGGAAGCAGUGUUGCUGCUUUUGCUAAGAAGCUGUUACGCUGUGCUAUGCUGGUGCGGUCUCACAGCGUGGUGAUGUGGCUAGUCACGGCAGCGUAUACGAUAAUGCAGAGGAAUCCAGCAUCCUGUAGGGGCCUGGUACAUGACCAGGGAGAAGCCUCUCGGAAGGAGGUUGAUGGAGCAGAGGCGAGGUAUGAGGAGGAUCCAUGGAAGGACGAGAUGAGCCUUGAUGAGGCCGUGAAGAUAAUACCGUUGACGUCACUGUGGGAGCUACAGUGCCUUAUGAGGCACCACUCGCCUUCCGUUUAUCGCCUUGCUCAGCUAUUCCGUACUAACAUGUUCGCGGAGACUGCCAAGAGGAUAUCGCCAGAUGACAUGCUCGUUGUGACGGACAAAGAGCUGUUUGACCGAGAAGUGAACUACCAGUGCAAACGAGGCCGAGUAGCCCCGCCUGCGGCUAUUGGCUUCAUAAGAGAUGAGGUCCAGCCGAUUUACCAAGCUGCCGAUGAGGUAUUUUUCAAGAAAGUGAUAUCUUUGCAGUGUUUUCAAGACAUGUCCAAUCGCCGUGCUGUGAGUGUAAAAGUACACCCUCUGGCCCUGCUCAACAUCUCGGACCACAUCACUCGGGUAUCCUAUGCAGAUCAGUCGGUCAGUGCAGUGCGGGGCUUUCUAAUCGGGUACUCUGAUGGUGCCGACAUUGUCAUCACCAAUAGCUUCCAAUGUGUAACGGAUGAGAUGGUAUGUGUUCAGCACGCAUGCACACGGAUUCGACAGUAUGGUGAGAUUUUCCCCAACUCCACCCCUGUUGGAUGGUAUUCGGUGGCGGCUGGGGGUCCGCCUUCAAAUGAGGUACAUGCCUUUAUGGAGGGCAUCGUUGGUGAUGAAGGGGCCGAGUCUUUGGUCGCACUAGUGGUCCGGUCUGAUAAUGAGAUGGCUUGGUUGAGUAAGGAGAGCGAGACGUUGCCGAUCCAAGCCUUUGAGAAGAGUGUUGAUGGUAGUUUUAUAGAAUUGGAUGUGAGGGUGUGUAUGGAGGAUGAGGCUGAGAACAUCGCGGUAUCACAUGUGACUAAGAAUGCUAAACAGGCCAGUGCUGCUGGUACGUAUGAGCAUGUCGUGGAGCCGACACUGGGUGCCAUCGCGAUGCUCAACAAGAAGGUCGAAUCGUUGUUGGAGUAUAUAAGAGCUGUCCAACGUCAGGAGGUAGAAGUCUCUCGACCUCUACUGCGCUCGAUAUCGGCCAUAUGCGACCAGCUGACGGCAAUGUCGCGGGCAGGCCAGGAGGGUACUGCUUUACGAGCUCAUUGGGAUAGAGUUAUAGAGGACUCCAUGACGGUGGCGUUAGCUGCUGAAGGCACGGCUAACAUCGCUGAGUUUUGUGCGACUGUGGACACGAGACGUAUAGCUGCUGCACGGGCCCCUAAGGCUUUGGAUUCGUAA